UUUGCAGGUCGCUUGGUUGGUGCCCUGGACGCCGUGUUAGACUCUAAUGCACGCGUUGCUCCAUUCCGAAUUUUACUCCAAGUUCCAGGCUCACAGGUUUACUCUGCCAUUGCAUGUGGUGCCACUGCAGAGGAGAUAAACCAGCACUGGGAAUGGCUGGAACAAAACUUGCUCCAUACUUUGUCUGUGUUUGACAAUAAAGAAGAUAUUGUUAGUUUUGUCAAAGGGAAAGUGAAGGCACUGAUUGCAGAGGAAACGAGCAGCAAGCUCGCCGAGCAGGAGGAAGACCCUGAGAAGUUCCGAGAAGCCCUGGUGAAAUUCGAAUCCAGAUUUAAUUUUCCCGAAGCAGAGAAGUUGAUCACCUAUUAUUCCUGUUGCUGCUGGAAAGGGAAAGUUCCUCGGCAAGGCUGGCUUUAUCUGAGCAUCAAUCAUCUCUGUUUUUAUUCCUUCUUCCUGGGCAAAGAAUUGAAACUUAUCAUUCCCUGGGUUGAGGUCCAGAAGCUGGAAAGAACCUCCAAUGUCUUCAUGACAGACACGGUCCGUGUCACCACUCCGAACAAAGAGCGCGACUUCUCCACGUUCCUCAAUAUCGCCGAAGCUUUCAGGAUCAUGGAACAACUGGCAGAUGUGACGCUCCGAAGGCUACUGGAUAAUGAGAUCUUUGAACUGGAUCCAGGCCUGCAGGAUCCUACUCAGAUUACCAAGAGGGAUCUUGAAGCCAGAGCACAGAAUGAAUUCUUUCGGGCCUUCUUCAGAUUGCCCAGGAAGGAGAAGCUGCAUGAAGUUGUAGACUGUUCUCUCUGGACGCCGUUUAGUCGCUGUCACACAGCGGGAAGGAUGUAUACUUCAGACAGUUAUAUCUGUUUUGCCAGCAAAGAAAAUGGCUGCUGCAAUGUUAUCAUCCCACUUAGAGAGGUCAUCAGCAUAGAGAAGAUGGAGGACACAAGCCUUCUCCCUAAUCCCAUCAUUGUUAGCAUAAGGAGCAAGAUGGCCUUUCAGUUCAUUGAGCUGAGGGACCGGGAUACUUUGGUGGAGAACCUGCUCCAGAGGCUAAAAGAAGUGAACUCCAGCAACCCAGUGCACUGUAACAACUUGCAAGAUAAGAACCAGAACAGUCCUGCAUUUGGACCCACAAGUGUGCUCACAGAUGGUGAGCCCAUGCAUCUGGCAACAGAGGCUUCACAAGGCAAGGAGAGACUCGAAUGUGGAAAGGAGAGCAAUUAUUUGCUCAAUGCAGAAGCACUAAGGUCAGACUUUCAUCAGUCAGAAAUGGCAGGCCUUGAUUUUGGAAAGUCUAGGGAGCAAAUCAAAGAGAGCCUGUGGAAUGACCAUUUUGUAGAAUAUGGCAGAACCGUGUGUAUGUUUCGGACCGAGAAGAUCAGAAAACUUGUUGCUAUGGGAAUCCCUGAAUCCUUAAGAGGCAAACUCUGGCUGCUCUUCUCAGAUGCCGUGACAGAUCUCGCCGCGCAUCCCGGUUACUACGUACAUUUGGUGGAGGCAUCCAUGGGCAAGUGCUGUAUGGCAACGGAGGAGAUCGAACGCGACCUCCACCGCUCGCUGCCCGAGCACCCCGCCUUCCAGAGUGAGACGGGGAUAGCCGCCCUGAGAAGGGUGCUCACGGCAUACGCGCACAGGAACCCCAAAAUAGGAUACUGCCAGUCUAUGAAUAUUUUGACCUCCGUGCUGCUGUUGUAUGCCAAAGAGGAAGAAGCCUUUUGGCUGCUGGUUGCUGUGUGCGAGCGAAUGCUGCCAGAUUACUUCAAUCACCGAGUGAUAGGUGCACAGGUAGACCAGUCGGUGUUCGAAGAGCUUAUAAAAGAGCAACUUCCAGAGCUGGCUGAACAUAUGAAGGAUCUGACAACCUUAGCUUCCAUUUCUCUGUCAUGGUUCCUUACUCUUUUCCUUAGCAUCAUGCCCCUGGAAAGUGCUGUGAAUGUUGUGGACUGCUUCUUCUAUGACGGGAUCAAAGCUAUUUUCCAGCUGGGCUUGGCCAUACUGGAAGCCAACGCUGUGGAUCUGUGUAACAGCAAGGACGAUGGGCAGGCCCUGAUGAUCCUGAGCAGGUUUUUAGAGCAUGUCAAAAAUGAGGAAAGCCCUCUGCCACCUAUUGGCAAUCACCAUGCCUUCUUCAGCGACGACCAGGAACCCUCUCCAGUGACUGAAAUAGCCAACCUGAUUCACGACUCCUAUGAGAAAUUUGGAGAUCAUUCUGUGGCACAGAUAGAGCAUAUGCGCUACAAACACCGAAUCCGUGUCCUGCAGAGCCAUGAGGACACAACCAAGCAAAAUGUGCUCCGAGUUGUCAUCCCAGAUGUUUCGAUUCUUCCAGAAGAUUUAGAGGAAUUGUAUGACUUGUUCAAGAGGGAGCAUUUAAUAAGGUGUUACUGGGAAAGGACGAGCCCAGUGGUCGAGCGGCACGACCCCAGCAGACCGUACGCUGAGCAGUACCGCAUCGACAUCUGCGGUGGCUGGGGAGCCCCUGUUGCUGCAAGGAUUCUAGAGAACCGUCCCGGCAAUUGGGAAGCCCUACGCAGUGUGUCCACUCAUGUUAUGUAUAAUGGAGAAAUGAAUGAAAAGAUAAAGUUACUAUAUAAGCUGCAUAUCCCACCAGCUCUCACAGAAAAUGAACGAGACAGCCAGUCACCAUUAAAGAAUCCUUUGCUGUCAACUUCAAGACCACUAGUCAUUGGAAAAGCAAAUGGUGAUGCAGUAGAUUACCAAAAGCAGUUGAAGCAGAUGCUGAAGGAUCUAGCCAAAGAAAAGGAUACUAAAACUGAAAAAGAACUGCCAAAAAUGAGCCAGAGGGAGUUCAUUCAGUUCUGCAAAACCCUGUACAGCAUGUUUCACGAAGAUCCAGAGGAGAAUGAUCUGUAUCAAGCCAUUGCCACUGUGACCACGCUGUUACUUCAGAUUGGGGAAGUAGGACAGAGAAGCAUCAGCCUGGGGAGCAGCUCAGAUGAGUUCACAGAGGACUUGCAGCCCGAGGCCUCUGCUUCAGACCAGGACACUGUUUUUACCGACACUGUGAAAACCCCUCACAAAGACUCUCAGCCUUCACCUGUGACUGAAGGGGACUGGACUGUCUCUUUUGAACAUAUUUUAGCUUCCCUCUUGACUGAACAAUCGUUAGUUAACUUCUUUGAAAAACCCUUAGAACUGAAGCCCAAACUCGAGCACGCAAAGCUAAACCAAUACAGUCUCAAAACAAAUGGAAUGAGUUGCCAGUCUCGGGGUGAACACACAAAAAUCAACGCGCGGUAGUAGCAAACCCGUCAAAAAUCAAAUGCACUGAAAUGAUGCCAAAGCACAUACUGUAAAAGGCUUUCAGUUAGCAGUGGACUUGCGAUAAACCAUUCGUUGUGGCUUCCAGUUUAAGAGCUUUAAAAGCUAAAGGGUGUGUAGGUUUGUUUUGGGCC
Molecule: messenger RNA, 3416 nt
Organism: Apaloderma vittatum (bar-tailed trogon)
Lineage: Eukaryota; Metazoa; Chordata; Aves; Trogoniformes; Trogonidae
Gene: TBC1D8
Product: TBC1 domain family, member 8 (with GRAM domain)
Exons: 20
Source: RefSeq, a predicted model, not a curated record